Aricia agestis (brown argus) is the source of this 1106-nucleotide messenger RNA. RefSeq names its product ADP-ribosylation factor-like protein 6-interacting protein 1 (gene Arl6IP1). The record is from RefSeq and is a predicted model, not a curated record. Lineage: Eukaryota; Metazoa; Arthropoda; Insecta; Lepidoptera; Lycaenidae. The coding region runs from base 180 to 752 and encodes 190 amino acids. The transcript is spliced from 3 exons.
UCUUUAAUGUCAAUUUUGUGAAGCAAAAUUCCGGCUACUUUUUCGUUGAUUGUGAAUUUGAAUUUCUCAUUGAUUUCAUCUUUCAAGCUGAUCGUGGUUAUUUCUUAUUUGAGUAAAAGCAGUUUGUGUGCUGAUUGAAAAUACCUACUCAUUGAUACUGCAUUUUUGAGCUGACUGCCAUGGCUGAAAAUAAAGAAGUGGAGGAACAAGUUAAGAAACUGAAGAGAUUGCUUGAAGGCUGGCGUAUGGCUCUUCUGCCGUUGAAGUCUGUCUUUAUUUGGGAACAACAAUGGCAUCCCCUGGCUAUCGUCAUUUCUCUCACUAUAUUAUACUUUAUCAUUUGGUUGAUGGACCUCAGUACCAUCGCAACAUUUGCAACUUUUGGUCUUUUAUUGAACUUUGUUGAUUUCAUUGUCCCAAUCAUUUGCAACACCAUAUACAGCCCCAACUCAUGGACCGGUCAAAAGGAAAAAAUGUUUGAAGAACUCUGUCGAGAUAUUGUUGUUUCCUACAAUGGAGUUGUACGGAAAAUUUAUUCAUUUUAUUCCCUGAGAGACAGCAGUCCUAUAAUGUAUUAUGUGAUGUCAAUCAGCAUGCUGUUAACCACAGCCUGGCUGGCGUCAUCAAUAAACAACAUUUUCCUUCUGUACAUUUUAACAUCUAUGGUGAUGCUGUGGCCUGGUAUCCAGCACAAGGGAUAUCUCAAUUUUAUGUUAUCUUAUGUAACUAAAUCACAGAAAAAGUCUGAUUAGAGGCUUCUGUAUCAGUUUUGCCUAGAUAUGUUUGUAAUGGCAAUAUGGCAUCAAUGUUUGAGUAACAAGUACAAGUAGUUGCUGUUUUGAUACAUGUUUUUGCACUUUGAAAUGUUUUUAUACUUCUCUGAGAUAAAACAUGCUAAAAUAAGCUUUAUUGUUUAAAUAAGUUACAUUAUUGUUAGCCAUAAAUGUAUGUUAUGAAGUUAAGAUAUGGAAUUUGUUUUAUGUAGAUGACCGUUGUAGUUUGGUGAUAGCUGUGUAUAGUGAUUUAUUAUCUGGUCAUUAUAAGGUUUAACUGGAGGAUAUUGUGAGCUUUAAUUCUUUUAUUUUGUUUAAAUAAAGAGAUAUUAU